AUGACUUUGCAGAACCAGCUGUGGUCCCCAGCCAUGUGCAUGCCCAUGGCCGAGAGCUCCCUCUACCGGCAACGGCUGGAAGUCAUCGCCGAGAAGCGGCGGCUGCAGGAGGAGAUCAGCACCGCGCGCCGGGAGCUGGACGAAGAGAGACUCCGCGUGGAGCGGCUCAAGAGGAAAUCUCUCCGUGAACGCUGGCUCAUGGAUGGCACGGCCACCCAGGACCCCGCCCCCCAAGACCCCCAGUCGCCAGAGGGUCAGGCUCAGGCACGCAUCCAGACGCUGGAAGACAGCUUGUUCACGCUCCAUUCUCAGCUGCAGCUGUUACAGAGUGCUUCCACAGGUGCCCAGCACAAGCCCUGGGGGAGACCCACCUGGCGCCGGCAGGGUCCCCGCCCUCUCUCCCAGCCAGCGAUGGAGAUGGAGACAGGCCUGGCAGGCCAGGCGACCGUGGACAGGAGGGCCUCCUUACCCCUGGAGCCUUUGGCCUCCCCAGAGGCCGUCGUGGCUGAGCCCAGGGAGGAGGCAGCUGAGGUUCAACCAGCGCCCACGCAGGUCCCAGAAGCCAACGGCCCCUGCCAGGCACCCAGCCUUGCAUCGGAGACAGAGCCCAGCCCGGCCAGGGCAGGGGUGGUGAGGGUGGUGUGGGAGGGGCUGAUAGCCACAGAGGACAGUGCCACGGAGGCCACGGGCGCCGAGCUGGAGGCGCAGGUGGAGCAGGUGGUGCGGGAGGCCAUGGCCGAGGGGCGGGAGCCCCGCAGCCCGGAACCGCCGGCCUGGGUGCGGCAGGACCAGGGCGCGGUGGAGGUGGUGUGGGAGGGCGUGGGGGGCGAGGGGUCGGGUGCGGCGCCCCAGGCAGGAGCCACUCGGGGCGGCUCGGCGGGAGAGGACGGGUCCUUCAUCUGGGUGGACAGGGUGACGCUGAGCGAGGACUGGGAGGAGCUGCUGAUGGAGGGGCUGGAGGGGCCCGGGGGCGGCGGGGCGGGGGAGGCCUGGGAGGAGGAGCGCAGGCGCGCGGGGGCUGGGCCGGAGGGGACCCCCUUGCACCCCGAGGAGCCAGCCCUGGGGGGCGGUGGCGCAGGGCGGGGCGGCCCCGAGGCCACGCCCUCGGAGGAGGAGGAGAGAGACGGGGCGGGGCUGAGAGAAGGGGCGGGGCCGUUGGAGGAGGGGUCGAGAGAAGGGGCGGAGCAACUGGGAGAGGAGCCUAUGGGAGGGGCGGGGCCAUUGGAGAAGGAGCUAGGAGGAGGGGCGGAGCAGCUGAAGGAGGAGCCAGGUGGAAGGGCGGAGCCACCGGGGGAGGAGCCAGACAGAGAGGAGGAGCUAAAGGGGGCGGAGCCAAACGAAGGGGCAGAACAACUGGGGGCGAGGACAAAAGGAAGAGAGGGACCCCUGGGAGAGGAGACAGAAGGGGAGGAUAAGGGAGGAGAGGAGGGGCCAAGGGGAGGGGCGGAGCUGCUGGGGGAGGAGCCAGAAGGAGGGGAGGAGCCAACAGAAGGGGCGUGGCCAGCAAGGGAGGAGCCUGCAGGGGAGGGGGCCGAUCUUGGGGAAGAGACCCUGGCGGAGGAGGGUGAUGGAAGGGAAGAGGGGCUGGAGGGGCUGGGGGAGGAAGCACCCCAAGGAGCUGCAGAGGAUCUGGAGGAUUCCAGGGGAGGAAGUCCUCCCCAGGCUGAGGAAGUGAGCGAGGCUGAGCCGCCCCUGCAGGUGCAGCCCCAGGAGGAGGAGCAGCCCCAGGAGGAGGAGCAGCCCCAGGAGGAGGUGCAGGAGGAGCAGGCGGCAAGGCCGACUGGCCGCCUUGCCCAGGCAGCCCCAGAGCAGCCCUCGGAGCGCCAGCCAUUGCUGCAGCAGGAAAGGCCCGGAGCCCACCCAGUACCCACCUACGCACCUGCCAGGCAGCCAGAGCCACCUGCCCCCCGCGAGGGCCAAGGGGCGGCCGGCCCGAAGCAGAAGACGUGCCAGUGUUGUGCAGUGAUGUGAGCCCGCGUCCCCCACCCCAUGCCAGCUCCUCUCUCAGCUACCUCGGCCUCUUGGCACCCAGCAGAGGGUCCCGGGCACAGCCAGGGCAGCGCGGGACUGGCCCGCACGUCUGCCCACGCCUGGCCUCCCAGCUCCCUCACGCACUGCCUGUGGCUCCCUGGCUCCCUUCUGUGACAAAACCUUCAUACUUGAAAACCUGACAGCACUCGGACAGAACUUGAAUGUGUGUGUCCUGUAGGUCU
Molecule: messenger RNA, 2213 nt
Organism: Ochotona princeps (American pika)
Lineage: Eukaryota; Metazoa; Chordata; Mammalia; Lagomorpha; Ochotonidae
Gene: PALM3
Product: paralemmin 3
Exons: 7
Coding region: 1-1971 (656 amino acids)
Biological process (GO): response to lipopolysaccharide; negative regulation of cytokine-mediated signaling pathway; regulation of cell shape
Cellular component (GO): membrane
Source: RefSeq, a predicted model, not a curated record